Penicillium cataractarum is the source of this 1572-nucleotide messenger RNA. RefSeq names its product Benzoate 4-monooxygenase. Gene Ontology annotation, molecular function: heme binding; iron ion binding; monooxygenase activity. NCBI's taxonomy places the organism in Eukaryota, Fungi, Ascomycota, Eurotiomycetes, Eurotiales, Aspergillaceae. The record is from RefSeq and is a predicted model, not a curated record. Bases 1 to 1572 code for a protein of 523 amino acids. The transcript is spliced from 5 exons.
AUGGCAGCGUCUCUGAAUCUCAAAGAUCUCCUUCUCCCAGUAUCUCUCGGGCCCGCUGUGAAGAUAGCUUCAUUUAUAGUUCUUGCAUUGACUAUAUACAUCUUCUACCAACACUUUUGGCACCCCCUCGCCCGUUACCCCGGGCCUUUUCUCGCCUCUUUGACCGACAUCUGGCAAGUGCAAGAAUGGCUGAGCGGAAAACAACCAUACCACUUGACGGAGCUCCAUGCAAAAUAUGGACCCAUUGUUAGAUACGGGCCAGAUAAGCUGAGUGUGACAUGCAAAGAUGCGGUACAAACUGUAUAUGUUCGCGGGCAUAAGACAAUGCCGAAGACGGAAUAUUAUGAAGCCUUCGGGCAACCGCAUGAACCGAAUCUUUUCAAUCAUCGAAAUCAAGCUGAUCACGCCGUACGUCGCCGUAUACUCCUUAAGGCAUUUUCCCCACAGGCUGUCGAGACCUAUGAGCCGAUCUUGAAUUUUCACUGUCAUCGCCUGAUUGGGAAAAUCGAGGGAUAUUGCCAAUAUGGAAAAUCCUUUGAUUUGAGAAAGACAAUCUAUCAUUUCGUGUGUGAUGCAAUGGCUGAUCUCAUGUAUGGUGAAGAUCCGGGUAUCCAAAAAGGAAACCCGGUAGAAGCCUUGCCUGAUAACCAUCACAUUUCUCUGUGGGGUGCCGGAAUUGGUUCAUGGCCAUUAUUACAACCUAUACUAUCCAUCUUCUUGCUCCUUGUUCCGCACCCCCGAGCUUGGAAGUCAUUCCGCAAUCUGCUCGGUUAUUUCCAGCAAGCAAAAGGAAUCGUGAGAAAGCGACUGUUGGCGAUGUCAGAUGAGAAAUGGCCAGACCGAAAGGAUAUACUUUCACGUAUUAUCAACUUGAAAGACGCGGAUCAUGAAAACAAACUCCCAGAGGCUAACUUGGUUGCAGAAACGUUUGGUUUUAUCAUCGCUGGAAUUCACCCACCAAGUGCCACUACUACCCUCCUAUUCUAUAAUUUGCUUCAUAAUAAGGAUGCUAUUAAUAGGGCCGUUGCCGAAAUUGACUCACACUUACCACCUAUGGCGCCAGGGACAGAUGCUUACUCGAGAUCAGCGGUCGAGAUAAACCUCCCGUAUUUCCAAAAAUGCGUCAAGGAAAGCUUUCGCCUCACACCAGCCUUCACGAUGCCCCUGGCUAGAAGGGUGACAGAUAGUGAAGGGCUUAUCUUGGAUGGGAAUGUGUUGCCAGUGGGGACCUCUGUUGCGAUGUGCAACCACGCGUUCCACCAUAACCCUGAAAUUUGGAGAGAUGAUCAUAACUGUUUCCGGCCUUCUAGGUGGGAAGAUGAGACAAAUAAUGAGUUGGGGAAGCUACUGAUGCACUUCGGAGCUGGUGGGCGGCAAUGUAUUGGCAAAUCGCUUGCAAUGACGACGACCGCCACUCUUCUAGCGAAAUUUUGGUUCCAAUUGGCUGAUGCAAAAGAGGAGCAAGAUGUUGAGAAUGGGAUUUUCUAUGGCAAGCUCCCUGAGCAGAUUAGCGUGGGUAUCAGUGAUCUUAAGGGACCGUUGAUGGUUAAAGCGAGCGUAAGGGUAUUAUGA